AUAUUUAACACGAGAGAGAAAGAGUGUGGGUGUGCAUCAUUGCACACAUGACGUGGCUGAAUAAAUAAAGUUUCUGUGGAGUAUCCAGAGGAAAGGGAUACUUAAAUAUAUAUGGGGAAGCAAGAGAGGGAGUGCCUUCGUACUCGUAUUAGUUGAGGUGUGCGGAGAGAAUAUUCGUGCAUGUCGUUUAAACUGUGUGGAAGGUUUAAUUAAGUGAAACAGUGGCAGCAGGUCCGUGAAAUAGUAGCAUCAUGACAGAUUUAAGUUUCUGUGGUAGAGCAUAUGCCAAGAUUAUUUUACAUGCAGCCAAGUAUCCACAUUGUGCUAUCAACGGCUUGCUACUGGGAAAACAGAAAGGCAAUGAGUUGCAGAUUGUUGAUGCAGUGCCAUUAUUCCACAUCUGUCUGCAUGUGUCUCCCAUGUCUGAAAUCGCUCUGACAACAGUGGAACAAAUGGCCAAUUCCAAGGGCUUGGUAAUCGCAGGUUAUUACUUGGCCAAUGAAAAUAUCAAUGAUGUUAGCAUUGACAAACCUUCUCACAGAGGCAUAUCAGAGAAGAUUGCUGAAAAUUUUAACAAUGCCGUUAUAGCUGUCGUUGACAAUAAAGACAUGACUAUUGGCAUGAAUGUCAAUCCUUUGAGAAUUUCGCAGUAUUCAGAUGGCAAGUGGAAAUUUAAAGACAAGUCUAGCAUAAAAUACGAGGGUGGAGCUGGUCUCUUGGAAGCCAUGUAUUAUCUAAUGAAAAACGAGGAAUACAGAAAUCUAGUCGAUUUUGACAAUCAUCUUGAUAACAUAAGCUUAGAUUGGAGGAAUCUGCUGUUGAACGACGUGAUAGACGACGCACUCAAGAAUCAUAGAUAGUUUUUAUUCGCCAAAUAAUUGAAUAUUCAUUGAAAUUUUUUUUUUCACCCACGCGCACUAAAAUGAAAUAAUAAUGAUGAAUUUUUAAUCGUUGUAGAAUGAUUACUUUGGAACAUGAUUUUAGAGAUUUGUUAUGGAUUUAGGUUUAAUACA
Messenger RNA from Copidosoma floridanum, 1013 nucleotides. RefSeq names its product ER membrane protein complex subunit 8/9 (gene EMC8-9). Gene Ontology annotation, cellular component: EMC complex. Lineage: Eukaryota; Metazoa; Arthropoda; Insecta; Hymenoptera; Encyrtidae. The record is from RefSeq and is a predicted model, not a curated record.